GGUUGGGGUAGCGCGCGGUCGUGCUACGCGCUACGCCGUAGCUCGUAGCGCUACGGAAUCGGAAAAGUUUACAUAGUUUAUGUGAGUGCAGUGGAAUGUUAUGAUUUCAGACUGCCUGUCAUCUUGAACGUGAAACUUACCGGCAUGGCGCUUCGCGGAUGCGUGGCCUUCCUGUUGUUGCUGGCUGCGUCUCCGUCGCUGAGCCAGCUGAUCUUCCUGAUGGAGCCACCGCCGCGGCUGUCCUUCUCCAACAGCACGGGCGCCAGCGUGUCGUGCGCCGCGCACGGCUCGCCCGCGCCCACCAUCACCUGGCUCACGGAGGACGGUGUCCCCGUGGCCGACGUGCCCGGUCUCAGGGAGGCGCUGGCGAACGGCACGCUGCGGCUGGGCGCCUUCUCCGCCGCGCAGUACCGCAGCGACGUGCACGCCGCCGUGUACCGCUGCCGCGCCGCCGGCACCGUCGGCACCGUGUUGUCGCGCGACAUGCGGCUCGAGGCAGUGAUGGACGUGCCGUGGGACGUGCGCGUGCAGCCGACGCACGGCGUGUCGGGCGGCGCGGCGCUCAUGACCUGCGCCGCGCCGCCCACCGUGCGCGCCCACGUCACCGUCACCAGGUGGUUCAAGGACGGCGCGGUGCUGGCUCCGUUGGUCGGUGAUGCUGGUGGUCACUACAUGAUCGGCGGCAGCCGGGGAGACAUCCUGGUGAUCAGGGAGGCCAGACCUGAUGAUGCCAGCUCCUACUCCUGUGAAGCUCAGCAUGCUCUCACUGGGGAGAAGAGACGAAGUGCAUCGGCUAUGAUUGCUGUUUCACAUCAAACGGGAAGCAUGGCCCCGCGGAUCCUGACGGUGUCCGAGGACGAGACGGUGCCGCAGGGCGGCGACAUCCGGCUCGUGUGCUGCGCCAUCGGCAGCCCGCCGCCGGCGUACAGUUGGUUCCGCCACGCCAACGGUCGCCUCAGCCCCGUGUCCAACAGCAUCCGGAUCUCCGUGUCGGAGCAGGUGCUGGUCGUGCGGCGCGCGCAGGCGGCGGACAGCGGCGUGUGGACGUGCCGCGCGCACAACCAGUACGGCGAGCAGCGCCGCGACGCGCGCCUGCGAGUGCGCUCCCGGCUCGUCGUCAGCGUGCACCCGCAACUGCAGGUAGCGAACUCGGGCAGCUCAGUGCAGUUCAACUGCUCGGUGGAGGGCGGCGAGGCGCGCGUGCGCUGGCUGCACGACGGCGUGCCCGUGGGCGGCGGCGAGCGGACGCUGCGCGUGCACGGCGUGGUGCGCGCGCACCGCGGCAUGUACCAGUGCUUCGCCGAGCGGGACCUGGACAGCGCGCAGGCGGCGGCGGAGCUGCGGCUGGGGGACACGGCGCCCGAGCUGCACUACACGUUCAUCGAGCAGGCGCUGCACCCCGGGCCGGCGCUGGCGCUGCACUGCUCGGCGUCCGGCUCGCCGCCGCCGCGCUUCACCUGGCUGCUAGACAUGCAGCCCGUGGAGGAACACAACACUGCACAGAGGAGUAUAUCGCAGUUCAUGAGUCCCAACGGCGACGUGGUCAGCUACCUCAACAUCACCGGCGUGCGCGCCGAGGACGGCGGGCGCUACACCUGCCGCGCGCAGAACACGCGCGGCGCCGUGGAGCACUCCACGCGACUCAAUGUCUAUGGCCCGCCGUCCAUCCGCAGCAGCGGGCCGGUGCGCGUGGUGGCGGGGGUCAACGCCACCAUCUACUGCCCGUACUCUGGAUUUCCAAUCAGCGACAUCCGCUGGCAGCGCGGCGGGCUAGACGUGGGCUCCAGCGGGCGCGCGCUGGCGGGCGGCGGCGGCGAGCUGCUGCUGUGGCCGGCCGAGCCGGCGGACGCGGGCGUGUACUCGUGCCGCGUGUCCGCGCCCUCGGGCCUGUACGCGCAGAAGGACGUGCAGAUUUUUGUUAGAAAUCCACCAAAAAUAGCCGGUUUCUCAUUUCCCGCGGACCUGGUGGAAGGCAGCUCGAUACAAGUGCUGUGCGGCAUCACGUCCGGGGACAAGCCGGUGUACUUCUCGUGGCUCAAAGAUGGCCAGCAUGUACCAUCAAACUUACAGGUCCAAGAGAAAUCGUUGGAUGAGUUCAGUUUCCUGAUCUUCUCUCACGUGACGUCGAAGCACAGCGGCGAGUACACGUGCGUGGCCAGCAACAGCGCCGCCGAGGUCAACCACACCGCGCGCCUCGCCGUCAAAGUGGCUCCCUCUUGGGUGUACGAGCCUCAGGAUGUGUCAGCACUGCUCGGCACUCAGAUCAUCGCGCAUUGCGCAACUAAAGGCUACCCUGAACCAAGAGUAACAUGGCUAAAAGCUCAAGGCCCAAGUUCAACGGAUUUUCGUCCGCUCAACCGUCUGGAGCUGCCCAUGUCGGUGCUCGGCAACGGCUCGCUGACCGCCGCGGCCGCCGCGCGCGCGCACGAGGGCCGCUACAUGUGCCGCGCCGACAACGGCGUCGGCCGCGGCCUGUCCAAGGUCAUCACCGUGUCCGUCAACGAGCCCGCGCACUUCGAGUUCUCGUCGCGCAACAUGUCGGUGCGGCGCACCGCAAGCGCCGCGCUGCAGUGCGCCGCACGCGGGGACGCGCCCAUACAGCUGCACUGGACGCACAACAUGCAGCGCCUCGACCUCUCCACCUACCGAGUGUCAGUGUCAGAGAAGCGGUCGGAGAGCGGCGCCAGCUCCACGCUGACGAUAGCGCACGCGCAGCGCCGCGACUCGGGCGUGUACCGCUGCCGCGCGGAGAACGCGUACGGAAGAGACGAACUGCUCAUUUACUUGGCAGUACAAGAGUUCCCCGAAGCGCCGCGCGGGCUGGCGGUGGAGCGGCGCGAGGGCCGCGCGGCGCGCGUGUCGUGGCGGCGCGGCUACGACGGCAACGCGCGGCUGCGCGCCUACCGCCUGCAGUACCGCGUGGUGGGCGACACGCGCCGCGCCGCCGACUGGACCGACGCGCCCACCAGGGACCUCUCUCCGGACUUGCUUUUACAAAGACAAGAGUCGGCAGAAGCGGACGCGGAGGUGACGCUGGAGUACCGCGUGGACGGGCUGCGGCCCGCCACCGCCUACGCGCUGCGCCUGGCCGCCGUCAACGACAUCGGCGACAGCGAGUACUCCGACUCUGUCAUUGUGCAGACUUUGGAAGAGGCUCCAUCCGAAGCACCUCGUAACGUAGAGGUCCAAGCCGACGCUCCGGGAGAACUCCUUGUUAAGUGGCAGCCGCCGUCGCAAGAGUCGUGGAACGGCGAGCUGCUGGGCUACGCGCUGUGGUGGCGCGGCGACAACGCCACGCUGGCGCUGACGGCGCCGGGCUGGGCGGCCAGCGGCGCGCGGCUGGCGGGGCUGCGCGCGCACGAGCGCUACGAGCUGCGCGUGCGCGCGUUCAACGCGGUGGGCGCCGGGCCCGCCUGCGCGCCGCUCGCCGCCACCACGCUCGAGGACAUCCCGGAGGCGCCGCCCGCGCACGUGCGCUGCGAGGCGCUGUCGGCGCAGUCGCUGCGCGUGCUGUGGGAGCCGCCGCCGCCCGCGCUGCGCGGCGGCCUGCUGCUCGGGUACGAGAUCACGUACCAGGAAGUGGGCUCCCUGGACGCGGCGUGGGAGAAGCGGCGCGCGGGCGGCGGCGAGGCGCAGCUGGCGGGGCUGCGCGCCGGCAACUACAGCGUGCGCGUCGCCGCGCGCACCGCCGCCGGGCUCGGCCCGCCCGCCGCCGCGCACUGCGCCACGCUGGACGACGUGCCCGGCCCACCGGCGGACAUCAAAGUCAUUCCGAUCUCUGAGGACGCGGUGAUCGUGAGCUGGCUGGCGCCGGCGCAGAGAAACGGCAGGAUCAGACAUUACACUGUCUACAACAGGCCGCAAAGGACAGGCCAGCACUCGCACGCGCUCGUGCCGCACACUGCGGAGGAGCAGAUGCUGGAGCUGCGCGGGCUGCAGGAGCACCAGCUGUACGAGUUCUGGGUCACCGCCGCCACUGCGGCCGGGGAGGGCGAGAUGAGCGCCAUCGUCGCUAAGAAACCCAGCGCCAGAGCCGGUGCAAAGCUAUGGUCCUUUCCACGACGAAUAACAGUGGCAGAGGGCGCCCGCGUAGCGCUGACGUGCGGCGCCGCCGGCUCGGGCGCACCGACGCGCCUGUGGAGCCGCCGCCGGCCGCCCGCGCCCGCCGCCGACUCCAGGAUUCGGCUCGAAGGACAUCGACUCGUUAUACCUAAGGUGGAGGCGUCUCUGGGCGACAACUACACGUGCACGGUGCGCAACAUGUGGGGCGAGGAGCGCGGCACGUGGGAGCUGCGCGUGGCGGCGCCGCCCGCGCGCCCGCGCCUGCGCCUCUCCGGCUCGGCGCCCGCCGCGCUGCUGCUGGCCUGGGACGCGCCCGCCGGCGACCCGCACAGUUUCACGCUGGAGUACGCGCGCGGCGAGGGCGCGUGGCAGGCGGCGUGGGUGGCGGGCGGCGCGCGCUCGCACGCGCUGCGGCGGCUGGCGUGCGGCGCGGCGUACCGCGUGCGGCUGACCGCGCACAACGCCGCCGGCUCCUCCGCGCCCAGCGAGCUGCUCGCCGCCGCCACCGCGGGUGGAGUGUCCAAGCCUGCAGCGGAGAAGUACCUCAUAUCGAGCAACAGCAGCUGCGUGAGGCUGAACCUGCUGACGUGGGACAGCAACAGCUGCCCGCUCACGCACUUCGUGGUGUCGCUGCGCGCCUUCGCCGACAGCGCCUGGCGCUCCGAGACCGUGGCGCCGGAGGCCGCGCCCGCCGCCCUGUGCGCGCUGCGGGCCGCCACGUGGUACCACCUGAAGGUCGUGGCCUUCAGCACGGCCGGCGCCGCCACCGCCACCUACUACUUCUCUACUCUGACUGAUGAAGGAGAGCGCAUAGCACCCCCCGCGCAGUUCCCGUCGGGGGGCGAGGAGGAGCAGCCGGCGGGCGGCGGCGCGCUGCUGCUCGCGGCCGCUGCGGCGCUGCUGGUGGCGGUGCUACUACUCGCUAUUUACGUUUUUAAAAGAAGUACGACGGCUUCCUGUUUUCGAAAAGGUUACGAACAAAGCGGAGUAUCAGAAGAAGACAAAUCUGUGGAGAAGCGUGACAACAGAAGAAACUGUCAGCAAGUUUAUACUUCUUCUCCCAUUAAAAAUCUUAAUACUAAGAAGGAACAACAAGAGAUGUACGAGAUCAGUCCGUACGCGACGUUCAGCAUGUCGGGCGGUGCGGGGGGCGCGGGGGGCGCGGCGCCGGGCCCGGAGACCGGCAGCGGCACGCUGCGCACGUUCGGGCGCGCCGAGCCCGCGCCGCUCAGCGCCGCGCCGCCGCGGGCCGCGCACUCGCACCGCUCCCCCGCGCACACUGAUGAAUACACACUGUCGCGCGCAAUGACGCUGAUGGUACGGCGGACGGAGUCGGACUCCGACUCGAGCGGCUCGCCCUGCGCCGAGUGCAACUCCAGCGUCUCCUACAGGAUGCCGCUGGCUCCUGCCAAGGCGGAUGAAGUGUUCCGCGCGGUGACGGACUCGAGCGCGGAGUCGUGCGGCGGCUCGGGCUCGCGCGACAAGUCGCGGCGCCGGCCGCGGCGACACCACGCGCCCAACGCGAACAGGUACCAGCAGCAGCAGCGGCAGGAGCAGGAGCGGAGAGACUUCACGAUACACGUGUGACUUGACAAUAAGACUGCUGCAGGCGACAGUACCACUGAACAAAUUGUUGACUAGAGAUAGCUACGGUCUAGAAUUACUUUGUUUUUUAAUCGGUCAGUUUAUAGUCUCACGACGGCGACUCGGUUGACGUGUCCAUUUCAUAAAACAGAUUAAAUAAUUAUGCAUUUAAAAUAAAAAAAAA
Molecule: messenger RNA, 5830 nt
Organism: Bicyclus anynana (squinting bush brown)
Lineage: Eukaryota; Metazoa; Arthropoda; Insecta; Lepidoptera; Nymphalidae
Product: cell adhesion molecule Dscam2-like
Exons: 37
Coding region: 145-5649 (1834 amino acids)
Biological process (GO): axon guidance; cell-cell adhesion
Cellular component (GO): plasma membrane; axon
Molecular function (GO): protein binding
Source: RefSeq, a predicted model, not a curated record